Molecule: messenger RNA, 970 nt
Organism: Schistosoma curassoni
Lineage: Eukaryota; Metazoa; Platyhelminthes; Trematoda; Strigeidida; Schistosomatidae
Source: the annotation of a GenBank genome assembly
AGCAGAACGAGCUGGAAGCAGGUUUUCUACUCCUUAAGAGUAGUCAAAUACUAUCAUUCGCUGCAGAUUGAGCUAGUCCAAGCAACUUCCCAGUAGUCCUCCAAGAUAAACCUUGACAUAUUCUUAAGGACUACCUAAUUUCUCACCUGCAGGCAUCAGUGAUCCACCUCUACUAGAUACGGAAGCCCGUUAGACGAAAGCUUCUUCGAUUCCGUCCAGAACCAAUUGAACCAUUCGGACGAUUGACAGUGUGUAAAAAAUCAAUUCCUGCGCUAUUUUCGUAGCUAAUGUCACAUUGGAGGGUUUUACAAUGGAGGGCGUUUGCUAGAGAAUGGCUCAUUUAUGACUCUUUCAUGCAGUGCCCUAUGCUCUCGGCCGAAAGAAUUGCUAAGUAUUUGACGGGAAAGAAUAUCCGAUACUAUGACCCUAGUGCCGACUUUGGGAGUCAUGUUGUUGUGAUCAAUUCUAGACACAUUGCUGCAAAAGAUAAUAGUCGAUAUUGGAAACGGUUCUUAUACACUACACAUACAAGGUUCCCUGUGAAUCGUGUUGAAGAAACAAUGGAGGAAGUUCACAGGCGUGAUCCUACUGAGGUUAUUCGUUUAGAAAUUAAAGCUGUCUUACGAAAUAAUGAAUCCCGUAAAUAUCAGUUAUCUCGUCUUCACAUAUACCCUGAUAAUAUUGAAGUAUUGAUUAGUAAUUGAAAAUUAGUUACUGAAUUUAGACUAUUCCCAAGGACAUUAUUGCAAAUAUUUCAGGAGUAAUACCACAAGUUAUGAAAGUACCAAAACGUCUUGAUGAAUACUCUGCUGAAGAACUUAAUGAAUUUCCUAAACUUUUUGAUUGGCCCGAAGAUUUUCAUGUUGCCCCGCUUAGUUCAAUUGCAAAGAAGCUGAAAACCGGAGGAUCAAAAUAACAUGCUGAUAUUGUAUUACUGCAUAUCUGUAUAUUAUGUAUUAUAGUAAUCUAA